Messenger RNA from Coniophora puteana RWD-64-598 SS2, 1101 nucleotides. Its product is annotated as kinase-like protein. Lineage: Eukaryota; Fungi; Basidiomycota; Agaricomycetes; Boletales; Coniophoraceae. The record is from RefSeq and is a predicted model, not a curated record. Bases 1 to 984 code for a protein of 327 amino acids. The transcript has 5 exons. Gene Ontology annotation, molecular function: protein kinase activity; ATP binding. Gene Ontology annotation, biological process: protein phosphorylation.
AUGGACAGGCGCUACCUCGCCCCACCCCGGCCCCCGCGCAACAUGAGCAACCCCACUGUCAGCGCACUCCCGAGCCUCACCGGCCAAGUGUGCAAGUCCGGCGGGGGCGCUGUUGGCGGGGGCGGGUUCGGAGACGUUUUCAUUGGUGUGUGGGCGAGCGGUGAUGGGGCGAGUCAGAAGGUCGCGAUCAAGACAGUGCGCCUGCACCACGGCGGCGACUCGGCGCGCGUGCUCAAGAAGUUCAAACUCGAAGCCAACGUCUGGGCCGAGCUCAGCCACGCGAACAUCGCCCCCUUCCUCGGGAUCGCGACCGACCUCGGCCCGCGCCCAGACAUACUCUCCGUCAUCUCGCCGUGGUACGAGCACGGCUCGCUGUACGCGUACUAUGAGCGCGAGUGGACGAGGGGGCGGAGAGAGGUACCGAGGAAACAGCGGGACAACUUCAUGCUCGGCGUCCUCUCCGGCCUCGUCUACCUCCACACGCGCUCCCCGCCCGUCGUGCACGGCGACCUGUCCAUGUCGAACGUCCUCAUCGACUCUGCGGGCCAGCCGCGCCUCGCCGACUUUGGGCUCGCGCUCGUGGUCGACACGCCGGGGUUCACGACUGUCAGCGUGAGCGGGCAGGCAAAGUACAUGGCCGCCGAGCUGCUGCAGUCGGCGCCGCCGCCAGCGAUGGGAGGGUUGAGCGCGAGCUUCAGUGCGCCGAAGAAGACGAAGGAGACGGAUCUGUGGGCGUUUGGGAUUUUAGCGCUCGAGAUCCAAACCAACCUCGAGCCCUACAUCGAUGCCACAACACGCGCAACGCUCAACGAAGCCCAAAUACUCCGCAGCGUGCCCAGAGGCCUGCGUCCCGACCCCGCGCGCUUCACUCCCGCCCUCGAUCCCUCCGUCCGGUCGUCGUGCACGCACUGCUGGGAUGCAGACCCGAAGAAGCGAUACACGGCCGAGAAGCAUCUGGGGUAUUUGACGCGGCCGAGGCGAUGAUCGAAGGUUUGAAGGGGGAAGUGGGAUGUUGGCCUGGGAUAAGGUGUGGUUCGAUUAUGCAUUCAUAUACCCGCUAGAGUUGUAUCAUACGGUGCCAUUAAUGAGCAUAUAAGUAUC